Daphnia pulicaria is the source of this 3663-nucleotide messenger RNA. RefSeq names its product dihydropyrimidine dehydrogenase [NADP(+)]-like (gene su(r)). Gene Ontology annotation, cellular component: cytoplasm; cytosol. Bases 250 to 3369 code for a protein of 1039 amino acids. Gene Ontology annotation, biological process: uracil catabolic process; 'de novo' pyrimidine nucleobase biosynthetic process; thymine catabolic process. Lineage: Eukaryota; Metazoa; Arthropoda; Branchiopoda; Diplostraca; Daphniidae. The transcript has 21 exons. Gene Ontology annotation, molecular function: uracil binding; dihydropyrimidine dehydrogenase (NADP+) activity; NADP binding. The record is from RefSeq and is a predicted model, not a curated record.
CCGUCUCCGUCUGGUGUACACGACAGUCGGGCCUGACACUUCUGCUGCUCAGCUGACGCUUUUUAUUCCCUGCAUCCGCUCAGUCGUCAAUCGACUGCGGUUGAAAUAUUUUUAGUUGUGUGUUUCGUCCGUCGUUGUUUAUUAGAUCGGACACCGACAGACCCCAUCCAACUGCACAACAUAUCCACAGUGUCUCUAAACGAGAAUUUAAAAACCCACCAACACCGAAAAGUCAAUCAAAAGUCGCAAAUGGAUAAUCUCGGACUGAGCCGUGAUGUGGCCGACAUCGAGAAUAUUUUGGCGCUAAAUCCAAAAAUCAAACCGUUCGCCAGUUUGGUUCCGUCGGCCGAAACCAAGAAGAUCAAGAAGCACUGGAAACGUAACGGCGAUAAAAACUGCCAGUCUUGCGGACCGCCGGAUUUAUUCCAAAACUUUGACGACAUCAAACACACGACGCUGAGCGAGCGUGCCGCCGUCCGUGAAGCUGCACGCUGCCUGAAAUGUGCCGACGCCCCGUGUCAAAAGUCUUGUCCGACUCAGCUGGACGUCAAGAGCUUCAUCGGCAGUAUCUCGACCAAGAACUAUUACGGAGCAGCUAAAGCAAUUUUCUCGGAUAAUCCUCUGGGCCUCACGUGCGGAAUGGUGUGCCCAACUAGCGACCUCUGCGUGGGUGGGUGCAAUUUGUACGCGUCGGAAGAAGGGCCCAUCAACAUCGGAGGGCUACAGCAAUUCGCCACGGAGAUGUUUAAGUUGAUGAAAAUUCCGCAAAUCCUACCGCCCGAUGUGAUCGUGGAUGAAUUGGGGCCUGGAUAUCGGUCGAAAAUCGCUCUGCUCGGCUGUGGUCCGGCUUCGAUUUCUUGCGCCACUUUUCUAGCCCGAUUGGGUUAUUCCGAUUUAACUAUCUUCGAGAAGAAUGAAACGAUUGGUGGCCUCAGUUCGUCCGAAAUCCCGCAAUAUCGUCUCCCUUACGAAGUUGUCGAUUUCGAAAUCGAGUUGAUGAAAGACUUGGGAGUCAAAAUCGAACGAGGAAGAUCGCUCAGCCUGGAUGACAUAACGCUGCAGGGCUUGAAAGACCAAGGCUACCAAGGAGUUUUCAUCGGCAUUGGUUUGCCGCAAGCCAAAAGGAUUCCCAUCUUUCAAAACCUGAGCGAACAAAUGGGAUUUUAUACUUCAAAGGAUUUCCUGCCCAAAGUUUCCGUCGCUAGUAAACCCGGAAUGUGCAAGUGCAAAUCGUCUCUGCCGUCGCUGCACGGGAACGUGAUCGUCCUGGGAGCGGGAGACACGGCCUUCGAUUGCGCCACGUCGGCUUUGCGCUGCGGCGCCAAACGCGUUUUCGUCGUCUUCCGCAAAGGAUUCAACAACGUCCGUGCCGUCCCCGAAGAGAUGGGUUUGGCUAUUGAAGAGAAAUGCGAAUUCAUGCCGUUCUUGGCACCAAAGGAAGUGAUUGUCAAAGGCGACCGCGUGGCUGGACUCAAGUUCUUGCGCACCGAACAGCUGGACGACGGGACGUGGAUCGAAGAUGAAGAGCAGGAAGUUCGCUUGAAAGCUGAUUGGAUCAUUUCCGCUUUUGGCUCCGGACUGGAAAAUGCCGAUGUGAAAGCGGCUAUGGCGCCGAUCAAGUUUAAUCGUUGGGGACUGCCGGAAGUGGAUACCCGCACGAUGCAAUCCAGCCUGGACUGGGUCUUUUGCGGUGGAGACAUUGCCGGUGUUGCCGAGACGACGGUCGAGUCUGUUAACGAUGGCAAAACGGCCGCCUGGUACAUGCACCAAUACAUUCAGAGCUCGCACGGCUCGCUCCUCAUUUCAUCCGAGCCGAAAUUGCCCAAGUUUUACACGCCGAUUGACCUGGUCGAUAUCGGCGUGGAAAUGUGUGGACUCAAGUUCCCCAAUCCGUUCGGACUGGCUUCGGCACCGCCCACCACCACUUCCGCCAUGAUCCGCCGAGGCUUCGAGGCCGGAUGGGGCUUUGCCCUCACCAAGACCUUCUCCCUGGAUAAGGACAUUGUCACGAACGUGUCGCCUCGCAUUGUGCGAGGAACCACUUCGGGACACAUUUACGGGCCGGGCCAAGGAUCUUUCCUCAAUAUUGAGUUGAUUUCGGAGAAAACGGCCGCCUACUGGUGCCAGAGUGUCACGGAACUCAAAGCCGAUUUCCCUAAUCACAUUUUGAUCGCCAGCAUCAUGUGCAGCUACAACGAGGCGGAUUGGACGGAGCUGGCUCGCAUGGCUGCCGCAGCUGGAGCGGAUGCUCUCGAGUUGAACUUGUCGUGCCCCCAUGGAAUGGGCGAACGCGGAAUGGGUCUAGCGUGCGGACAGGAUCCUGAACUUGUGCGCAACAUCUGCCGCUGGGUGCGGGCAGCUGUCACGAUCCCGUUUUUCGCCAAAUUGACACCCAACGUCACGUCGAUUGUGGCGAUCGCCCGGGCCGCCUACGAAGGGCAGGCCGACGGCGUGACGGCGACCAAUACCGUCUCAGGAUUGAUGGGAGUGCGCAGCGACGGAUCGGCUUGGCCAUCGAUCGGCAAGGAGCAGAAGACGACCUACGGAGGCAUGUCAGGCAACGCUAUCCGGCCCAUCGCUUUGAAAGCCGUGUCAGCCAUUGCCAGGGCUCUACCAGGAUUUCCCAUCCUAGCGACGGGCGGGAUCGACUCGGCCGACGCAGCUCUCCAGUUCCUCCAGUGCGGUGCCAGCGUUCUCCAGAUUUGCAGCUCCGUCCAGAAUCAGGAUUUCACCGUCGUCGACGAUUACAUCACCGGACUCAAGACUCUGAUGUAUCUGAAAUCCAUUGACGGACUCAAAGGAUGGGACGGCCAGAGCCCGCCCACCAUCCGUCAUCAAGUCGGCAAACCCGUCACCCAGUUGGACACGAUUGUCGAUCAGCAUUUGCCAAACUUUGGACCGUUCAUGAAAGAGCGCGAGAAGAGAGUGGCUGAAUUCAAGAAAGCGGAGGAUCUUCUCGCCGAGGAAUAUCAGCCGAAGCCUAUGCGACCGGCCAACGAACCUGCUAGGCCUGUGCCUCCCAUCCGGGCCAUUAUCGCUGCCGCAAUUGACCGCAUAGGCACCUACGCCGACCUUGAUAACAAGCAACAAGUCGUCGCCAUGAUUGAUGAGGAAAUGUGCAUCAAUUGUGGUAAGUGUUACAUGACAUGCAAUGAUUCCGGCUAUCAGGCAAUCGUUUUCGAUCCAGUUACCCAUCUACCAAAGGUUAACCAGGACUGCACUGGAUGCACUCUGUGUCUCUCCGUGUGUCCUAUUAUCGAUUGCAUCACAAUGGUGCCGCGUAAAAUCCCGUACAUUCCCAAACGAGGAGUUGCGCUGGGUGCCGAUGUCAACCGACGUCUAGCAGUCGCCCCGUCGCAGGAUUUUUAAAUCGCUUCAGAAAUAAAAACACUUUCGAGUUGCUGUGUCGUUUACACGUUUUUGAGAUUUCGCCCGGAAUCUCAAUAGCUCCUAGCCGCACCACCGAUAGUUCAAAUAUUCGAAUCUGGGUGAUGGGAAAUAAUUCAGUUUUUCAAUAGAUUUCAAUAUACUCAUUUAAUUGAUAACAGUGUGUGUGUCUAUGUUGCAUUUUGUGCGGUAGACCAAGUGGACCAAUAUAAUCUGUGCAUGGACUUUUGCAGCUUUGGAAUAAUAAACACUAUCAAUUAAUGCAAAAAAAAAAAA